AUGUCUCGAUCUCACCUUGGCUGUGGUUUCGCAGUUGCUGUCUCUGCCGUAGCAAUGUACGAUUGGGUACUCACAUUUGGACAAGAGGUGGGUAAUGCUAUCAUUGGAGUGGACAUCUUGCUAAGAACAGCUUUAAAGGUUGAACUGGUCUGGAGCCAACGCUGGUCCCUUAUGACCUUUUUAUAUCUCAGUGUGCGCUAUCUUGGAUUACUAUUUGCCAUCAUCGGCAUCCUGUGUCAGGUCAUGCAUGUCGCACUAGAUUAUAUCAGUAUGGUCGGAGGUGUAAUGCUGGGUGUCAUUAUGAUCGCUCGCUUACAUGCCAUGUAUCAGCGAUCUAAAAAGGUGCUGGUAUUUCUCGUCGUCAUCUUCCUGGUUAUCAGUAUCUACAACGGAGUAAUGACCACACUCUCAGCGAGGCUUAUUUCAGGGGAGGAGCUCAUUCUCUCCGAUACCUAUCAGUGUAGCCUCACCUAUAAGGGAGAUGGCGUAUUUGUGUGUCUCAUCAUCUGGACGCUCAGUACUGUGUGGGAGGUUCUUGUACUUUGUCUCGCAGUCCGGAUUGCUGUCAAACACUUCCGUGAACUGCGACGAUAUUCGGCAGCAGGGCUCAUUGGGGACUGUUUCACGGUGUUAAUGCAAACUCACCUGAUUUACUUUGCGAUCUUUUUCGCUAUUUCUUGUUUCCAGCUCAUUAAUUUGCUUUCGAUCAUUUCAGCGGACGCAUCUUCCCUGGAAUUUUGGAUGCAUCUUUGUAUUUGUCAAAUUUCCCAGCUCGUGUACAUGUUUGUGCUAGGGCCACGCCUGAUCCUUAGCGUUCGAGAAUAUAACGCUAAGCUCGUAGACGACUUAGAUCCAGCAACCGGCAUGACGUCGAUUUCUUUCUGGCAUAUCUCAACCAGCAAUGUGUAG
Messenger RNA from Suillus bovinus, 909 nucleotides. RefSeq lists its product as uncharacterized. The transcript has 10 exons. NCBI's taxonomy places the organism in Eukaryota, Fungi, Basidiomycota, Agaricomycetes, Boletales, Suillaceae. The coding region runs from base 1 to 909 and encodes 302 amino acids. The record is from RefSeq and is a predicted model, not a curated record.